AUGCGCCCUGGUACUCUUCAACUGAGGGGUUGGAACGUGGUAAUUUUUUUCGUUCUAUGUCUAAAUACUUUACUCAGCAAUUCAUCCCCAAUAGCUUCAUUGGGAGGAGAUCCAGCGCUUUAUCACACUUUGCUUCACCCGAAGGACGACCUCUUUGUCAAAAACGUCGAGGGGAAAAGUCGAUCAAUUCCAGAACUUUAUUUGGACCUGGGUUUGGCGGAUGCUUCGCCCAAAAUCCAGGCGUUGCAACCAGAUAUAUCCGGGCAUUAUUUUCGAAGGAGCAUUGUUGACCCACGCGUGGUAUAUAAUAACAGUUUGAACGCUGCGACCGCUAAAAACUUGCCGGAGGCCAACAAACAUCUCUACAAGAUAUAUCCGGAGGUACGCACUAUAUACCUAGCCAUGGCGCUUAUUCCAGCUUUUAUCAUGUGUUAUGGGGCUUUUUCCUCCUUCAUCCGAUCCAAACUUCAUCUGGGGGAAGCAAUGCUAGCUGUCACUUUUGGAAUCGUGCUUGGACCGCAUGUAUCUGGACUACUUGAUCCGCGCUCGUGGGACGGAGGUGCAAGCUUCAACGAGGUCACUCUCGAAAUCACCAGGAUAAUCGUCGCCUUGGAUGUGUUCUCAGUCGGGGUUGAAUUACCAGCUGCUUACAUUCUGCGCCACUGGCGCACGAUGGUCUGCUUACUCGGGCCGGUCUUGUUGGCCGGCUGGUUUAUCACUGGCGCCUUUAUCUUGAUCUUUGUCCCGGCUCUCUCGUAUCUUGAGGCCCUGGUCAUUGCAGCCUGCAUCAGCCCUACUGAUGUUUUACUUGCUUCAUCUGUUGUCGGCAAGGGAAGAUAUGCAAAAGACCACGUUCCAUCACACCUUCGACACUUGCUCCAGGCCGAGGCUGGGGCCAAUGAUGGUGUAGCUAUCAUACUUCUAUACUUGACACUGUUUCUUCUCUUGAGAAAUGAUUACACAGUUGCACAUGCCAUUGGUAGUUGGGUCUUGAUUACCGUCUUAUAUCACAUCAUGGUCGGAAUCGUCAUCGGCGCGGUCGCUGGAAUCAUUGCGCGCAAGACAUUGAAGUUUUCUGGAGAGCAUUCGCUAAUCGACAACGAAUCGAUGGUCCCAAUGUACAUCUCUCUGGCACUUCUGACUGCCGGUGUUUGCGUCCUGUCUGGGACCGAUGACAUCGUAGCUGCCUUUGCUUGUGGGACGGCCUUUGGAUGGGAUGGCUGGUUUUCUGAAGAGAUUGAAGCCUCCAAUUUUUCGGCCAUCAUUUCCAACUUGGUUAACACUUUUGUUUUCAUCUUCGUUGGAGCCACCAUCCCGUUCAAAGCAUGGAAUGAUGCCAUCUUGACGUUGGUAGGCUGGAAAAUGUUCCUGCUGGUGAUUUGCAUUCUUCUUCUCCGGAGGCUUCCGGUCAUGUUCCUCUUACGAAAACUCAUCCCAGAGUUGCGAACGACCAAGGAAGCCUUGUUUUGCGCGCAUUUUGGUCCAGUUGGAGUCAGUGGAUUGUUUAUCAGUUUCUUGGCCACCAAAAAGCUCCCUGUACCCAGUAUUCCAGCGAAGUCCGGUCUUGAUAUCCUUGCUUUGACGAUACAACCGAUCUUGUAUCUACUCAUAUUCUGUUCGGUAUUUGUCCAUGGCCUUUCUAUACCCUUCUUUACGAUAACUAAAAGCAUACGCUCCCGGGCGAAUUCCGUAAGGAGGAGCGGGUCAUUAUCGUCUGGUAAUCGGCCCAGUACGAGUCGCCAUCGACGGAGCACAUCUUACCGACCGAGCACAUCCAACCAACGACCGAGUAUCUCCAUUGGUGAAACCAGUACGCCUAACACUUUGCCCAAAGUGAACAAUGGCGUCUCCUCGGUUGAUUGUACAACGACCACGCGAAGUGAUACCUUACAAUUUCAUCCACGAUAUCUAUCACCCGUAGGACCUCUUUCUCCGUUGCUCCCUAAUCUGGGCAUGAUAUCACCUUUUCAGCCUAUUUUGAAACCUCAUGAUGCAGGGCCGCGAGAGCCCAAAAUCGCACAUCCCAGAAGGUGGCCCGACCAAAGCUCAGAUGAGCCUACCAGAGCACACGUCCCAUCGUAUCCGAUCAUCAGUGGCAACGAUGAAACAAGUGCCGAGGUGGGGCCUUUAUUGCCACCAUCAUCAUCCCAAAAUUCUCACCUCAGACCCGGCGAUUCUCCCCGGUCGAACCGGCUCACAGUAAACAGCUCCAGGAAUAGUGUCCGUUCUUUAAGUUUUUGGUCAGACACAACCGAGUCGGAAGCCCAAGUUGGACCUACAGAUAGGACAAGUACUAGCCGAGAGUCAGAGAUACAGGAUGGGGAACAAGAUGACACGUACUUCACAUCAGGAUGCAAUCAAAAUGGCAAAAAUCUGGAUAGAAGGUCAACAGUGACCGACGCACGGCAAUCGGAUGAGCGGAUAGGGGAAGAGCUGCAUGAUGCAUUACCAACAGCAUCACUCGCUUAUGCUACUCGGCUUCAGGCCCACUCAAUUGUCUUACGUCCGAGGCGGUUCUCUGGUCGUGCACCUCGUCGUUCACCGCGUGCGAGCCGGAGGAUUUCAAUCGUGCCAGAGCACAAUCCAUUGGAGGAAAAUAUCAGGGGGAGCGACAGACAAACACGUCCCGGCUCAGCUUUAUCAAGCUCUCCUUCAACGCAUUCGAUAUCCGACACGCCUGGCCCUAAUGGAAGCCCUGCAAGAUUCGAUGCCAGUCAACUUGAACCCAAAGCCCAUGGCCAGAAUCCAACGGGUGUUACUGACACUCUAGAACGGCGAUUUAAUUCCACUCGCAACAUAGAGGACGAAAAUCCUGAAGAGAUGAACGCAUGUCCUGGUAGCAGAAGUGCAGGCUCUGCUUCACCAAGCUCUAAGCAAAACCUCCCAAGUCAACGCGAAUCAAAUCGGGAAGCGACCCAUCGGCCCAAAGAUUCCAAGCCAUUUUAUUCCAGGAUGCUAAGUUUUCGGUCAGCAGAUCCCUCGACGGGAUGUGGUGAUAGAUACACUAUGGGUACACAGUCCAUGCGGAGAGAAAGCAGAGCUUUUGAAGCCGCAAUCCACAGAAACUGUAAAAAUUGCAAAAAAUCGAGCUCCAUGGAAUAG
This is a messenger RNA of Puccinia triticina, 3102 nucleotides long. RefSeq lists its product as uncharacterized. Lineage: Eukaryota; Fungi; Basidiomycota; Pucciniomycetes; Pucciniales; Pucciniaceae. Gene Ontology annotation, molecular function: sodium:proton antiporter activity. Gene Ontology annotation, cellular component: plasma membrane. The transcript is spliced from 8 exons. The record is from RefSeq and is a predicted model, not a curated record. Gene Ontology annotation, biological process: regulation of membrane potential; proton export across plasma membrane; intracellular potassium ion homeostasis. The coding region runs from base 1 to 3102 and encodes 1033 amino acids.